This is a messenger RNA of Lingula anatina, 2247 nucleotides long. RefSeq lists its product as uncharacterized. NCBI's taxonomy places the organism in Eukaryota, Metazoa, Brachiopoda, Lingulata, Lingulida, Lingulidae. The record is from RefSeq and is a predicted model, not a curated record. Gene Ontology annotation, biological process: peptidyl-serine phosphorylation; regulation of autophagy; protein autophosphorylation. Gene Ontology annotation, cellular component: phagophore assembly site; autophagosome; membrane. Gene Ontology annotation, molecular function: protein serine/threonine kinase activity; ATP binding.
AAGAAAGGGUUGAGAACCAUGGCUGCAGCAAGCGACCCUGAGUGCUCUGUACAGCUAGGGAAGUAUGUCUAUAUCAAUAUGUUUACCAAGCUGGGCCAGGGGGCAUUUGGUGUGGUCUACAGGGGUAUGGAUACCAAGAGAAAUAUUGAUGUGGCGGCAAAGCAGCUCGAGAUCAAAGACGACAAAGGUGGCGCUGACGCUAUGUCAGAAAUCAAGACACUCCAAAAACUCCCCUGCCAUGCCAACCUGGUGGCGCUGUACGAUUUCCACUUCUUCAGAAGUUCGUUCUGGGUCGUCAUGGAGUUCUGCAACUGCGGGGAGCUGAAGAAGUAUUUUGAUGACCACAAGCCGGUGGACCAGGCCACCAUGAUGGACUUUAUGAGGCAGACGGCCGCCGCCGUGGAUUUCAUGCACUCUCUAGCAGAACCCGUUAUACACCGAGAUUUAAAACCAGGGAACAUAAUGUUAAAGCAGACCUCUGCCGACCCCAAACCUGUUAUAAAGGUUACGGACUUCGGGCUGUCCAAGGUGGCCGAUGUGGACUUGUCCAAGACGUUUCUAAUGACCACUGUGGCGGGGACCCCGUGUUUCAUGGCUCCAGAGCAGUUUGCUAAAGAACCGUACACCGCCGCUGUGGACGUAUUUGCGCUGGGGUUGAUAUACUUGGGGAUGAUAUAUUAUGAAGAAAUAGGCGACAUUUUGCCUUUUACAAAAGAGACCUACUCCAGUGGAAUGUUACUUCCCCCUGGCAUGAUAAUGCUCCAGUCACUUAAAUCAGGAAUGCUCGCUCCCGAUCUGGUACAGCACAAGACGGCAGACGACUCUGUGAUGACGCAAUUGAAGGAGCUGAUUGGUCAGAUGAUCAAGGUACGGGCGAAAGACAGGCCCAAGUCCGCGUUAGUGCACGAGAAGUUGAGGACGAUGUGCGGUUUUUCAGCCGAUGCCUCCACUCCCACAACUCCACAUGGCGGCGAUACCACUGAUGUAAAAACGACUCCAGGUGGUGCCACCAGUAGCUCUAGCAGUGACAGCACCAACACCACUACGAGCGAAGAAUCUGGGGAAGAUUUAGGAUAUCAGCUUUUACAACAGGCCGUUCAACAGAUGAUGGAAGAAAAGCUUGAAGAGCGGAAGGAGAAGGAGAAGGAAAGCGAAGACCUCCUGAAGCAGAUUCGCCGUGGCGCGCCCCUUCUUGAAUUGUUGAUGCGGCAAGGUUUAGAUGAGAGCUCAGAGGAAAAAGAAGGAGAGACAAAGUUUAAAAAUGGCGACCGUGUCCGCGUAACCACUGAUUAUGCGAAGGCCAAGGAACUGCAAGAAAACUACGGAGGCUGGAAUGAAUUCAUGCGGUCGUAUCUUGGCAAAGAGGGGAAAGUGGAGCGAAAAAUACUACACGUCGUCAAAGUUGGAUUUCCAGACGGACAAAUAUGGUCUUUUAAUCCUGAACUGUUGACGAAACUGACUGAAGAUGGCUCUGCGGUCGGUGGAACCUCUCCAAGCGAAGCUGCAAAAGAAACCAAGCGAGACAAAAACACAUCCCACGAUGAGAUAGUCCGCGGCUUGUUCAAACGGUUUGAUGUGGUACAAAUAGCCGAAGAAGCCGAAGUAGUGAAACUUCUGCAAAAAGGGCAUGGGGGUUGGAAUGAAAAGAUGACAUUGUGUCUUGGUAUCAAGGGACUCAUCAACAGAGUGGACAAAGACGGAGACGUUUUUGUGGAGUGCAUCAACGGGGACGAUUGGACCUUCAACCCUGAAAUUCUAAUCAAGGUAGAAGAUGACCCCAAUGCCGAAAUCGAGGCUGGUGAUUUCGUCUUGAUAAAAAAUGUCACUAAGAGCGAGGCUCAGGAACUCCAGAGAAAUCACGGAGAAUGGGCUAAUGGAAUGGAACGGUCUCUAGGACACACAGGGAUAGUGAAGGCUGUUCUGAAAGGGGACAGGGUCCGUGUGGAGGUGGCAAGACAUGUGUGGAUCUUCAACAAAAAACUCGUCAAGCUGGUCGCCAAAUCAGAGGAGAUGUUGGUGGCCAUUUUGAAAAGGAAAUUUGGCAUGUGAAGUACUUUCCAUGUGGCCAGGUAAAGGAUGGCAAGUCAUUUGGAAGGCAGAUUAUAUGAAGACGAUGAAACGUCAUCAAAUCUGUAGUGAAUUUUAGUAGCGGAAUAUUUUGUGUUUAUGUCCCAUGACAAUGUGAAUGUAUAAGGAGUACUCAGCAUUAGAUUUUAGCUAUAAUAUUUUUUGAGCAAGCCCACGCGC